Messenger RNA from Gadus morhua (Atlantic cod), 6099 nucleotides. It is a transcript of the gene secisbp2l, whose product is annotated as SECIS binding protein 2-like. The record is from RefSeq and is a predicted model, not a curated record. NCBI's taxonomy places the organism in Eukaryota, Metazoa, Chordata, Actinopteri, Gadiformes, Gadidae. The transcript has 18 exons. Gene Ontology annotation, molecular function: selenocysteine insertion sequence binding; mRNA 3'-UTR binding; ribonucleoprotein complex binding. Gene Ontology annotation, cellular component: mitochondrion; ribonucleoprotein complex. Bases 186 to 3629 code for a protein of 1147 amino acids.
CUAGUGUCCAGAGAGCAGCUAGCGCUGCAGCACGGAGAAGCUGGAGCGGCUUGCGGUCUGGGAACAACUGGGUGUGAAUCGCAGUUCGGACGCGUCCAGUUUGUAUAAUGAAGAAAAUAAAAGGAUUUACAUCCUGACGUCCACGUCGUGGUCAAUGAGGGUCUGUCGUGGCAUCGCUGAAUGACAUGGAUGCAAGUGACAACAAGGAUGUAAAACUAUCGGCAGAAGUGGAACCGUUCAUCCCACAGAGGAAAGGUGUGGAAGGGCACUUGGUCAGAAUGAGUCUCCCUGGAGAGUCUGGGGGCAACAACAACAACAACAUCAGCAGCAGCAACAACAACAACGGCGGUGGUGGUGGAGGCGGAGGCGGAGGAGGAGGAGGAGUCGAGACAACCCCCAUCCCCAGCUACCUCAUCACCUGUUACCCCUUCGUCCAGGAGAACCAGCCCAACAGGCAGCACACGGCGAUGUACAACGGAGGAGAGCUGCGCUGGCAGCAGCCCAACCCCAGCCCCGGUGGGCCGUACCUGGCCUACCCCAUCAUGCCCUCCCCUCAGCCGCCGGUCUCCAACGACUACGCCUACUACCAGAUCAUGCCCGCACCGUGUCCGCCCGUCAUGGGCUUCUAUCAGUCCUUCCCCGGACCCUACCCCGGGUCCGUGCAGGCCGGGGUGGUGAACCCCGUCUCCGCGGCUGACGUCGGCGAGAGACCACAUUUCGGACAAGCCUUUGGACUGACCAAUCAGAGAGGACGGGCUCUGAUCCGGCCCCCUCUGCUGCCCAAGCAGCAGCAGCAGCAGCAGCAGCAGCAGCAGCAGCUGGGGGCGUGCCACCCUCUCCGGGGCCGGCGCCCCCCCACCAGGAGUGUAGCGGUGCAGAAGGAGGUGUGCGGGGCCCCGGGGCCCAACGCUAGAGCCAGGACGGUCCUGCUGGUGGACGCAGCGCAGCAGACCGGUAUGCCGUACCACAGCAACUUCCCCGGGGAGGUGGCCAUGCGAGCGGGCGCGGAGCACGGCAGCCCCCUGUUGUGGAAGAGCCGGCCCAAGAGGAGGCAGGGGUCCAACGGGGGGGCGGAGGGCUACAGCGAGCAGGGGGGCGGCGGGGGAGAGGUGGACGUCGACAGCGACAGCGGCUACUGCAGCCCCAAGCACAACCAGACGGCCGCCCAGCACGCCGCCAUGGGCACGCCAGCGUCCACGGGAGUAGAAGCAGGUGUGAUGACAGCAGGGAGCUGGGUGAAUGUAGCCCCCCAGGCAGCCCAGAAGCCCUGGGGGGAGAGGAAUGGCCCCUACCACAGAGGAGACCAGAGGAAGCCCCCUGACCAGAGAGGCUUCCCACAGGAUUUCCAUGUCGGAGGCUACGCUGGCCGCCUGCAGCACAACCUGAACGCCAACCCCGCAGACAAGAGGCUGUUGCCCGGAGGGGCCCCCGGGUCCCAGGCCGCUCCCGAACCCCUGUACUUUGAGGAUGAGGAUGAGUUUCCGGAGCUGGCCCCAAGCGGGUUGGCCCAGCGCAACGCCAAGGCGGAUUCCAACACGGGGCCAACGCAGACACAAGCCAAGAUCCACAAGAACCUGCUGGACAACCUGCCGGAGAACUCCCCCAUGAACAUCGUGCAGACGCCCAUCCCCAUCACCACCUCGGUGCCCAAGCGGGCCAAGAGCCAGAGGAAGAAGGCGCUGGCGGCCGCCCUGGCCACGGCCCAGGAGUACUCCGAGAUUAGCAUGGAGCAGCGCAAACUACAGGAGGCGCUGACCAAGGCGGCGGGCAAGAAGAGCAAGACCCCGGUGCAGCUGGACCUGGGAGACAUGCUGGCGGCGCUGGAGAAACACCAGCAGGCCAUGAAGGCCCGGCAGCUCACCAACACCAAGCCACUGUCCUUCACAGUGGGGACGACGGCCCCCUUCCACAGCUCGGGCCCCAGUGGUGUGCCGUCCAAGGGCCACCACCACCAGCAGCAGGCCGGGCCCCCCUCCCACAACGCCCUGGACUCCACCGCCCCCCGCGUCCGCAGGGGCAAGGAGCGAGAGAUGCCCAAGGUCAAGCGUCCCACGGCGCUCAAGAAGAUCAUCCUGAAGGAGCGCGAGGGGAAGAAGGGGAAGCCCAGCGUGGAGCCAGGGACCUCGGGCCCCGAGGAGCAGAACCCGGACGAGGAGCUCCACUUCACUGACGACCUCACGCAGGAGCCCGCCUCCCAAGAGGAGAACGGACUGAGCAUGCCCAGUGACGCCUCCCUGUCACCGGCGAGUCAGAACUCUCCGUACAGCAUCACGCCCGUGUCCCAGGGCUCCCCCGCCAGCUCUGGCAUCGGCAGCCCUAUGGCGUCCAACGCCAUCACCAAGAUCCACAGCCGGCGCUUCAGAGAGUACUGCAACCAGGUGCUGAAUAAGGAGAUAGACGAGAGCGUGACCAUGCUGCUGCAGGAGCUGGUGCGCUUCCAGGAGCGCGUGUACCAGAAGGACCCCACCAAGGCCAAGUCAAAGCGGCGGCUGGUCAUGGGCCUGCGGGAGGUCACCAAGCACAUGAAGCUCAGCAAGAUCAAGUGCGUCAUCAUCUCCCCCAACUGUGAGAAGAUCCAGGCCAAAGGUGGGCUGGAUGAAGCUCUGUACAACGUGAUCGCCAUGGCCAGGGAGCAGGAGAUCCCCUUCGUGUUCGCCCUGGGCCGGAAGGCUCUGGGGCGCUGCGUCAACAAGCUGGUGCCCGUCAGCGUGGUGGGCAUCUUCAACUUCUCGGGGGCCGAGGCCUUGUUCAACCAGCUGGUGUCCCUCACCGAGGAGGCCCGCAAGGCCUACAAGGACAUGGUGUCGGCCCUGGAGCAGGAGCAGGCUGAGGAGGCCCUGAAGAACGUCAAGAAGGUCCCCCACCACAUGGGCCACUCCCGCAACCCCUCCGCCGCCUCCGCCAUCUCCUUCUGCUCCGUCAUCUCCGAGCCCAUCUCUGAGGUCAACGAGAAGGAGUACGAGACCAACUGGAGGAGCAUGGUGGAGACGUCCGACGCCCAGGAGCCUGCCGAGGCUGAGCCUAGCCGCCUGGCCCCCGCCUCCACCUCCAACGCCGCCGCCGCCUCCCAGAAGGACCACCACAGCCCAGCCGCCGCCGCCAGCAGCACCACCACCACCAGCAGCCAGGUGGUGACCCAGGUGGUGACCCAGGCGUCGCCCGCGCCCCAGCCCAGGGGGAGUGCGUCGACGGCGGGCGGCGGCGGCGGCGGCGAGCGGGAGGAGGGCCGCGUUGACGACCGGCUGGAGCUGGCCUCUCAGCAGAGCACGGAGACGGGCUCCCUGGACGGCAGCUGCCGGGAGCAGCUGCACUCGUCCAUCACCUCCACCACCUCCACCCUGGUGCCGGGCAUGCUGGAGGAGGAGGACGAGGAGGAGGAGGAGGAGGAGGACUACACGCCGGAGCCCAUCUCGGUGGAGGUGCCGCCGCUGAGCAGCCGCAUCGAGUCCUGGGUCUCCAAGACCCUGGAGAACCUGCAGCUGGGAAAGGACCAGGACAGCACGGACGACGAGGACGAGGACGAGGAGGAGACGGCGGGACAGAGCGAGGAGGAGAUCGAGUCGGCCGACCUCCCGGAUGAGCGGGCUGAAGGCGAGGAGCAGGCGGAGACCAAGAAGAAGGCGGGUUGAUCCCGCGACGACUCCUCCUUGUUCUUCUCUCGCUUCAGACUUUCCUUUUUAUCGGUUGAUUUUUAUUUGUCUGUUUUUUUUCGUUCAUCCGUUUCAUCCUCUUUCCGUCGUGUCCAGGGCGACUUCACCCCCGUCUCCAGACACCCAGACAUUAUCUCAGGUAUAUCCAGCGAACCCACCGUGUGUGUCCGCUCCACACGGACACACACACCCCCUCCACCACCGCACGCAGCAGGCUGAGGUUCUACAGAGAGACAGAGGGGCAGCCCAACCCAAACUUAAGGCAGUCACAAGUACACAACCCAACACCUUCGUUCUUCUCCUUUUGUUUUGAUUCCCUUUCUUUUUCUGAUCUGCGAAUACCUGAUUUUGCCCUAUUUUCGUUUUCGUCUGUUUCUUUUUUCCAACACGUGCGUCUCUUAAGAGGAACUGGCCCACUGCCUGUUUACACUUGAAUCAGAGGAUUACCGAGAGGAGAGAGAGAGAGCGAGAGAGACGGUAGGCUCCACGGACGGGGACCUGGGCUCUGUCCCGGAUCCCUUCCUCUCUUCCACCCCUCAUGUGUCUCUCCCCUUCAGAGCACAGAGUUCACUACGUUUACGGUCUCUGUUUGCGUGUUCGUGUGCAUAUAUAGCUGCGUGUGUGUGGGUCCAGUUUGUUUGUAGCUGGGCGCUAGCUGCUACGAGACCUAGCGUCCCGCCGUGUGGAUUAGCUUUAUGUUCUGACAAUAUGCAGUUCCAUCAUUUUUAUUUCUUUGACUUAUUUGCAGCUUCUUCACCCCCCCCCCCCCUUUCUCAAGAAGGAAAGGAUAUCUAUGUGUGCACUAUUGCUGUGAUGCUUUUUAAUUCAGCAGAAUAUUAGCACUCGGGUUUUACUCAAGUGAAACUCACUCCCAUCUAGAAGUUGUGUCCUUUUUUUUUUAUCAUUUUGUUUUCAUUAAUAUGUUACAUAAGCAAACAAGUCAAUUUGACCAACUAAUGGUCCAAGAUGCUUGUAUGUGUAUAUAAAAUGACCUGUAACGUCUGCUCUAUUUGGCCGUGCCUGGUGUGAAAUGAUUCUUUGUUUUAGUGUGGAGUGGUGUUGCAAUCCGUCUGCAGUCUUGUCGUGUUUCCAUCUUGGGUUACUCUGCUCUGUCCCUAAUAAGACCUGCAGAGCAGAGGACACACACACACACACACACACACACACACACACACACACACACACACACACACACACACACACACACACACACACACACACACACACACUAUUAAACCACUCCUGUCACAUCGUUUGCGUAGACAGAUGUAUUAUAUUUUGUUCUGCCAUAUCCACCACCAAACGACCCCUCUCGCUGCUCACACCCUAGGGACAAGUUAUUCUCUCAUUGGGAUUGGGCAAAAUGUAGGCGCGCUGUGAUGAGGCCAUCAUACAUAGGGACUACUUCAGCACUGGUAGUGACCGGAAACGUGUAAAUAUAUACGUAUUUUAUUUUUGUUUUACAAUGUUCUAAAACAUGACCACCUUGUUUGUUAAGCCAUAUAGGAACAACUGUGGUGUGUCCGUUGGAAGCUAAUUCAAUAAAGUAUUUGAUGGUGAGGCGUUCAGUGAACUGUAUGCCAUGCAGUGACUCUGCUAUGGAGACCGCGUGUAGGGCCAUAUGCAAUAUGAAGCCCUGCAGAUGGAACAAGGCAAUGUACUUAGUAUUAUGCUUUUUGGAUGAUGAAACGUCUUCAGUAGUUAAUAAUUGGGUACGCUGUGUCUGGGCUACAAGAUGCCGUUUCUUCCAUAAAAAUGUGUUGGUAGUGUGUAUGUGUGUGGCGAUCGACAGCAAGUGUGUCCUUUGCACUAUGUAUAUACAGUACCGGAAAGGUCUGGUAACUAAUGUGAAAAAAAUGGUUCCAUGAAGUACCUUUUUCAGUGUGUUCUUCGUCUUUAUAUGGAUAUUUAAAGUUUCAUGUGUCACACUAGCAAUGUCGUUUAUAGGACAUGGCUUCAUACCCUGGUGUUUAUACUACCAUCUAUUUUACGAUUAAUAUCAUUAAACUAUUGUUUAAGUAACCCUUUUACCCUGGUUCAUCUUUGUUCUAUCUAUCAAACAAGAAAAAUGUCCCGAGCACCUACCACUCGACACUGUAAUCCUACAGUUUGGCCACCAGGGGGGGAAAGUGCUGCUUUAGAUCCGUCUUUACUGGACCAUUUGUUAGUGGUCCGUUUUGUUUGUUUAAAUAUUAUCCCAAACAUACACUCAUUUAUGGAAUAGUGAUGUACUGUGUAAACAAACAAAAAGGAAAAAAACAUUGUGACUUAAGAAUUUAUUUUUACACCAUGUAAAAUGUUUACUUUGUAAUUAAAUUUGUACUCACUGUGUGUAACUACAUGGAUUCUAGUUUGACCAUAUGCUUGCUGUGAAGCUAAUGGAUAUGAUGACUGUUUUCCGUAACUCCUCCCUGUGCAGAUGACAAGAAAAUAAAAGUAUAAAAACAUA